AUGUCCCAGAUCCAGGAAAUGUGCCGAAUCUGUCUCAAUCUCAAGCUGGAACCGGAUGACACCGCCGCGAUAACGGACGACAAGUUUCAAGCAAAGAUUCAAGCAGUUUUUAGCUUUGAGCUUCCAACCGAUGAUCCACUGCCCUGCCGGAUGUGCCGAGCCUGUUGCGUCAAAAUUGACGAGUUUUACGCGUUUCACGAGGCGGUCCGGUCCAGCCAGGUUCAGCUGCAGCUGAUGCUGAGUAGUGGAGCUGGCGAGGAGGUUGUCAAGCAGGAGCAGGCCGAUUCCGACCUCGAGGAGGCAAAGAUGACAGGCCACUUAACGGCAGGCAGGGUAAGGUUGGGAAGGGGAGAAAAGCAAAAGUUGGAGGAUGAGAACAAGCAGAUUAAGGAGUUUUUCAAGCUGGGUUGUGAAUCAUGUUCGGAGUGUUUCGAAUCGUUUGACCGAUUGCAGCGGCAUACCCGGAAGGCGCACGAUGCUCGGGCGAGUAUCAAGUGCUGCAAUCGAGUGUUUUAUAAAAAGUGCAAGAUAUUGGAGCAUAUUAAUUCGCACAUCGAUCCGAACCAGUUCCAUUGCGAUGUUUGCAACAAGAGUUACAAUAGCAAAUAUUAUUUGGAUCUGCACAACUUGAAGAUGCACUCCGACGAGGCGCUUCCGUUCAAAUGUGAGAAAUGCGGCCGCGGUUUUCCGAAAGAGUAUCUGCUGAAGAGUCAUUUGGAGACGCACGUGCAGGUUGUUUGCUCGGUAUGUAACAAAACGCUGGCUAGUUCGGCAACGUUGCGAAGUCACAUGGCCAACAUGCACAACGGCGGGACGAAGCAUAUCUGCGACACCUGUGGCCAGGAAUUUCGGACGAAACUCGCGAUGGAUCGGCACAUUAAGCAGCAUCUGGGGAUCAAUCCGAUCGAGCGGGUUCAGUGCCACAUCUGCAGCAAGUGGGUCAACGGGAAAUCUAACUUGAAGAUCCACAUUCGGACGGUUCACAACGAGGACAACCAGUCGGUAGCUUGCGAGGUUUGCCAUCAGAUGUAUCCGAACGAACGGGCCCUCAGCAGCCACCGGCGGCGUGUCCACGUGGAGGAGAAGUUCGAGUGUGAGUUCUGCGGUAAGAAGUUCAAGCGAAGCAUUUAUUUGAAGGAACACCGAGCUUCCCACACCGGACAAGCGCUUUACUCCUGUAACGUUUGCGGCAUGACCACGAACUCGAACGCGAACCUCUACUCUCACAAGAAGAACAAACACCCGGAACAGUGGCUGGAGGCCAAGAAGAAAGCCAUGACCGCGGCUUACGGAUGAAAGGGACCCGAAAUAAACCCAACACAAAGCGAAUAUCCUACAACUCA
Messenger RNA from Culex quinquefasciatus (southern house mosquito), 1343 nucleotides. Its product is annotated as transcription factor grauzone. The record is from RefSeq and is a predicted model, not a curated record. The transcript has 3 exons. Gene Ontology annotation, molecular function: DNA-binding transcription factor activity; zinc ion binding. NCBI's taxonomy places the organism in Eukaryota, Metazoa, Arthropoda, Insecta, Diptera, Culicidae. Gene Ontology annotation, cellular component: nucleus. The coding region runs from base 1 to 1296 and encodes 431 amino acids.